AUGGCAACUACUCGGACAAUAUCACAAUUCGCCGAAGGUAUACCACCUAAAACGACAGACAAGAUAGUUUAUGUAUGCGGAGCAUUCGAUCUAUUUCACGUUGGUCAUCUAUCAUUCUUGGAACAAGCAGCGAAACUUGGCGACUACUUAAUUGUUGGCAUCUUCAGUGACCAAGUAAUGUCUUUUUUGAGUUUAUGGAUACACUCACCGGUCAACGAGGUCAUAAUUGGUGUUCCCUGUUGCGUAUCUGAUGACAUCAUUGAGCAAUUUAACAUAUCGAAUUCUAUUUUACGUUUAGGGAUCUAUCGUGAAGUGGAUUCAGGCAGCGAUAUGACAACGGAAAAAAUCAUUAAGCGGAUAAUCGCUCACAGGUAA
This is a messenger RNA of Cylicostephanus goldi, 375 nucleotides long. The record is from the annotation of a GenBank genome assembly. NCBI's taxonomy places the organism in Eukaryota, Metazoa, Nematoda, Chromadorea, Rhabditida, Strongylidae.